Messenger RNA from Hyalella azteca, 778 nucleotides. Its product is annotated as extensin-like. Lineage: Eukaryota; Metazoa; Arthropoda; Malacostraca; Amphipoda; Hyalellidae. The record is from RefSeq and is a predicted model, not a curated record. The transcript is spliced from 2 exons. The annotation marks the transcript as partial.
GAGGGAGGCAGAGGCAGAGGCAACGCUGGUGAGGGAGGCAGAGACAGCGCUGGUGAGGGAGGCAGAGGCAGCGCUGGUGAGGGAGGCAGAGACAGCGCUGGUGAGGGAGGCAGAGACAGCACUGGUGAGGGAGGCAGAGGCAGCGCUGGUGAGGGAGGCAGAGGCAGCGCUGGUGAGGGAGGCAGAGGCAGCACUGACAGGCACGACCCCUGCCAUCAGCGUCCCACGCACCACACCACGACCCCUGCCAUCAGCGUCCCACGCACCACACCACGACCCCUGCCAUCAGCGUCCCACGCACCACACCACGACCCCUGCCAUCAGCGUCCCACGCACCACACCACGACCCCUGCCAUCAGCGUCCCACGCACCACACCACGACCCCUGCCAUCAGCGUCCCACGCACCACACCACGACCCCUGCCAUCAGCGUCCCACGCACCACACCACGACCCCUGCCAUCAGCGUCCCACGCACCACACCACGACCCCUGCCAUCAGCGUCCCACGCACCACACCACGACCCCUGCCAUCAGCGUCCCACGCACCACACCACGACCCCUGCCAUCAGCGUCCCACGCACCACACCACGACCCCUGCCAUCAGCGUCCCACGCANGACACACACCGCGUGACUCCUGACGAGGCUGCAAGUGACACACACCGCGUGACUCCUGACGAGGCUGCAAGUAACACACGUCACGUGACUCCUGACGAGGCUGCAAGUGACACACGUCGCGUGACUCCUGACGAUGCUACAAGUAACACACGCCAUUCCUGA